UCGAUCAGCUGACUGUUGUGUCACGUGACUGAAAGGAAAAGGAAGCUUAUCGGCUGUGAAGCUGAUGUUUAGAUGUUGUGAAGGUUCGGGUUCAGACUCCGUCCUCAAGCUGCGAGGAGAUGUUUGACAGCAGGAGCCCCUUGGAGGUCCUGCUGGUUCCUGAGGACCAGGCAGGUGAUCAGCUGGCAGACCUCAGGAAGGCCCAGAUGUGUCCCGCAGGUUCCCGGCUCUGCUGCCUGGGGGGCUCCGGCCAAUUGAUGCUGUGGGCCCCUGGGGACAGGAGGGCCCCCCGGUGCUCAGCGGACGGCCACUUCUCAGACUUCAGCUGGGAGGAGGUGACGGCCAGCAGUCGGAGCGUCAGCAGUUUCCACCUGCUGGCUGUUGGAUCUCAAGGUGACCUGAAGCUGCUGCAGGCUGAAGCUGAACCCUCCGUCCCCGUUUCUUUGCUGAGCGUGCAGAAAUGUUCUGCAGACCGUCUGCUGGAGGCGAUCGGAGAGAAGAACCACAGUGUGUGUGAGCUGGACUCUGUGCAGGUCCUGUGCUUUGUGGACGGCCGCAGUCGUCUGCUGGUGAACUGGAGCUGGUUGCUGCAGCUGCAGUGGGAACGAGAAUCAGGAGAAGCGAAGAUGAUGUCCUGCCAUCACUUGCAGCCAAUCAGCAGGACCCAGCAUGCAGCUGUUCAGCUCUGUGGAGAAACCCUGUUCACCCUCAGCUCAGAUGGACUCAUACAUGUGUUUGCUGUAACCGAUGGCACCCUGCUGGCCAGCAUCAACCUCCCCGCCUACCUGGAGGAUGACCUCAGCUCUUCAUCUCCCUCCUCCUCUUUCUGCCUGGUUCAGGUGUCAGCAGAUCUCAGCACAGCUGUAGCUGUAACCCAGUCUCAUGCAGCUGUAGCCGUUGACCUUAACUACUAUUUCAGACUGCACCCAGACCACCUACUCUGUGUCGGACCCCAGUCCAAUGUCCCUCUUCAGCAUAAAGACCACAGAGACCAGGACAGCCUGUCCAGCUCCAGUCACUGUCUGGCUGCUCUUGGAUCAGCGCUCUGUGAUGACCGCUCUUGGGAAACUCGUCUAGCGUUGAUGUGCAGCAGAGCCCAGCAGGUUGCUUCUCCCUCCCCCCCGUCUAAGCCUGCAGAGAGGCCGUGGUUCUAUUCGCUUCCCCACCUGCAGGCCAGCUCCGCUUCAGCCUCCUCCCAGAGCAGAGCGCCGUCAGGGGGAGCGGUGGUGCAUUUCUCUGUCCCUGAAACAUCCACCCCAUGUCUGCUUGCUGUUUCUGAGUUCUCUGCACUUUUGACGUUCGUCACUCCUGGUAACACUCAGACCACAGUGGCCUUAUGGGAUAUGGAGUCUGGGAGUUUGAGCUACCACCAGUCAGAAGACGUGGCCGUUCCAGUUCAGCACAGCGGAGAGCGGCAGCAGAGGCUGCUGCUGAAGAGGUCAGGUGUGUUCCAGGUCAUGUUCUCCAUGCCCCAGCAGGAUCUAUUAAGCAGGCUGAUGCUAUUUGGCAGUGCAGCAACGGUGGACGCAGUCUGUAAGCUCAACAGCUGGGGGCACUGCUCCAUCCCCUUCCAUGCCCUGCAGGCCGGAUUGAAGAACCGACAGCUUGACACGGUGGAUUUGUAUCUGAAAAGCAAAGAAAAUCUCCUGAACUCCUCUGCAUCAGUCUGUGUUUCUGAGCAGUCGGCAGACUCCAAGCAAAGUCUCAAAGACAGUGUCCAGGAGCUGUUUCUUGCGUUGGACCUGUUGUGUUCAACUGUCAGAGAUUUAAACAGUGAGGCUCAGAGCAGACAGUUCUCUGAGCAGCUGCUCAACCUCACUCUGAGCUUCAUCAACACACAGAUCCGCUCGGUGCUCUUGCUACCACACUGUGAAAACUCUGAUGUACUGAACAGUGUGAAAAUCCUGGAUACAUAUGUGACAGAGUUGAGGAAUUAUUUGAAGAGGUUUCCCUGGUCCUCAGAGAGCAGCACGUCUAACAGUGGUGCUGCUCCUCCCAGGGAGGAUGAAGGAGAUGAAUGGGAGCAGCUUACCACUGAGGAAGCGAUCUAUCAGGCAGUUCUUACCAACCAGAUCCCGAGAGCUCAGGCUGUGAUGUGGAGACUGAAUCGACCUGAGCAGCAUCUGUCUGCUCUGAGGAUGGUGGGGCUGAACCAUGUAUUGUCCUGCUUGCAGUCCGGGAACCUGCAGACUGCUAAAACACUCCUCACUAACAUGGGUCUAAGUGUGAAGAAGGAGCUUCACAGCAUCUGCCUUUACACCAAAGACAGGAACCUCCGGGAAUUAUUGGUGGAGGAUAUGUCCAGCCAGGGUUUUUUGCCUGAAGAUGAGAUGCAGAGUGUUUCAUUCAUCAGGAAGAUGGAGAAGCUGGGUUUACUACCAGCAAGGUCCUGUCCCGCUGAUCCCCUUUCUCAGAGGGUUCCUCAGAUUGCUCAUGAUGAGCUAGAAGGCAGAGAGUUGCUGGAGGAACUGGUUGAACAGAGGAGCCCUGAGGAGGUGGGAGAACUCUGGAGGAACAUCCAACUGCACUGGGUGAAGAACUGGGACCAUGACUGCCAGACUGCUGUUCUCUUAUCCAGGCUACAGCACACAGAGUUGAGCCUUGGAGACUCUUCAGUGUUGUGGCGCUACCUAACUUCUCUCCACGACAAGCAGCAGGUGGUUGAAUGGAUUCACAACCAACGGAGCUCCGAUUCCCUCUGCUGGCCGGACAUAACUCCAGAGGUGGUUAGCAGUAGUACGGCGUGCAGCAUCUUCUUCAAGGAGAACGUCCUGGACCUUCUAGCUAGGAAAGCUGUGUUCAUCCCAGAGGAGAUGUCAGACUUGGAGCAGCUGUUAUGGCGGUUGGCUCAGGGUGGGGGGCUGAUGGCUCCAGCUCCUCCAGUACCUCAGUACUGCUCUCCCGUAGGCCUCGACCUACACAGCGCCUUUGUCUCUUUCUGUCUGGAACGUAAUCUCCAGUACCUGCUUUAUACCUACUUGGAGCACUACAGACUAACGCCCAGGAACUGUCCGCUGCUGAUGGAUCAGAGCCUGUUUGGGAGUCAGCCUUGGUUUGAGAUGCUGGUGAAAACCCAGGAGAUAACCAGAAACCUGUCAGAUCCAGAACUGGUGUUCCAGGCCAGUUUGACCAGUGCUCAGGUGCUGCUUCCUGGGAGCCAGGCAUCUCUAAGCAGUCUGCUGUUGGAGGGACACAGUCUGCUGGCUCUGGCCUCAAUCAUGUUUGCUCAUGGUGGGAUUGAUCAGGUGAUGAUUCAAGGUCAGCAGGCAGGAAGUGUGCAGAGGACUGUCGACCCACAGCUGCUGAAGAUGGCGCUGGCCUCCCACAGCAAACUGAGAGCUGCACUCUUUCCCUCUGGAUGUUUUGGGAAUGGCCCAUCAUCUGACAUCUCCAUUUAUCAACUCCUUCAGUCUCUCCAUCCUCUUGACGUAUCCAGACUGUUUGCUUGGCAGGCGCCAAACACUCUGAAUUCUACUGAAACAUCGGAGCUGCCUCAUUUUUCCAGCUCUCAACUGGUUGGCAGGUUUGCUCUGGUAGAAAAACUAGACUAUCUGUACUACAUUCAUCAUGGCCGUCCCUCUUUCGCAUAUGGGAACGUUGUCAUCCAGCAGCUGGGUGUCUGCAGUGACGUCCAGUCAAUGCUGCAGAAGGUCUGGUUGCAGGUGUACAGGUUGGCUCUGAAGUGUUUCAAUGUGCCGUCUGUGACAUCGUCAGCCGUCUGUUUCUGUGAGCUGCUGGGCAUCUGCAGCCUAAAGCUGAGGGUGGACAUCAGAGCCAUGAACACCGUCCUUCAGCACUGGAGCCAACUGGAAAAACACACACAAGCCAAGAAUCUGCUCAUUCUAAAGUCUAAAGCUGUAAAGCUGGUGGAUGCAGAGCCAGGAGUGGCAGAAGAGCUGCUUGGUUACCUGGAAGCAGCAGUGAUGGAAAGUCUGGAGAUGAGGGGUAUCAGCAGGUUGUCAUAUGAGGCUGCUCAGGAGUGGGCGCUGCCUGUUCAGUUCUCUAAGCUCCACAGUCUGGAGCUUAGUCCAGUUUAUCCCAGGCAUUGUGCAGAGGACCGACAAUUUAUACACUUUUUAUUGUUUGUCCAACUCUACAACUUCCCUCUACAGCAGGUCAGGUCCAUGCUCCGUCUCUUUGAACCCAUUUUGCAGGCUCACCUUACCGUGGCAUUUCAAGACCUGCAGGUGCAGAGUCAGACGAGGGACCAAGAGCCGCAGGAACAGUUGUGGGUUCCGAGAAGCGAAGAGGCGGCUGGGAGCUCAGACCUUUUCCAGAUGGUACUGCGGAGUCAGCAGGAGCAAAUACCAGUCAGGUUUCUCCUACACGAAGCAAUGGUCCAGCGCUGCCCAGUGCUGGCAGUUCUUGCUGCGUGUCUGAAGACAGCAGAGCUGCUGCCAUGCCUGUGUGUGUGGAUUCUGACCUCUGUGGAUAACAAGACAGCAGAAGAGGCCACAUCACACCUGGCUGAAGCCCCACAGCACCAUGAAUGGACCCUACAUGACCUGUCAAUCAUCUGGAAGACUCUGCUAUGGCGGGGUCAUUUCAGGAUCCUCCUGCGAGGAUUUGAACUUUUCCAGCAGGUAAUGGACUGCCCUCUGGUAUUGGUGCUGAGAAUGUUUGAGCUGUGUUGUGAUUACAGGAACUUUACGGAGGCUAAAACAAAGUUGAUGGACUUUCAGAGGACGCUGAUUGCUCUCAGAAAUGGUGGUCCUACCAUCGUUGGAAGCCUCCCCUUACAAUGGGUGGAAAGUCAGGCCUCAGUGCUGCUCCUCACCAUGCUGCAGCGUUCUUCUUCCCAGUACGAUCUUCACCGGCUGCUGCAGCUCCUCGCUGAUGUUGACAAACUUCUCAAAUCAAAUGGUCCAGACUUCAGGAAGCUGAGUAAGCUGAGUCAGUUGCUCCAAGGAUCGGGGGUCACUCUGCCACAGAGGCUGCUGCACAGCACCCCCCCAUCCAUCCAGGAGGAGGAAUUUGCAAUCAUUGUGGAUACAUUACAAUCUAGAGGGUGCUACAGCCAGGCGAGACAGGUGGCAGAGCUGGCUGGUCUGCCUGUCGAUCGCCUCCUCCUGAGCCAGCUGCUUCAGGAAGCAAACGUCCACAAAACCAGGUGGCAGUGGAGACAUUUGGAGACUCGGGUUGCCUUCUGGAGGAAGUGUCACAGGCUGCUUAAAGAUGAUGGUACCGAUCCAAAGUUAGCCUCCCAGUUCUUUCUGUCCCAGUCUGAGGGAGGAACGGCCAACUCUGGAGACGAGACGCAAACCGAGGUUCUGGACGUUCAGGAGCGCUGUUUACUUCUCCAGCUCGCGGCUCACUGGCUUUCCUUGCUAAUACCGGUUCCUGUGGACGAACUGGAGAGGUUGGAGAAGAAGCUGUGGUUCUGUCGGGUCCGGAAACACGUGCUUACAGCUACCAUGGAGAAAGACAGCAUGUUCAAGCUCCCACCAGCAGCCGUCCUCCCUGAAACCAACGCCUAUGACAUGUUCAUGAAGGACUUCACCUUCUCCAGCAUAGCAGAUCUGAACACAGAGAAAUACCUGAGACUGGAUGGGUUCCCGAGUCUCUCAGAGAACCUGGAUGAGUUAGAUCCUGAGUCUGAUCUGGGUUCUGAAGGGAGGAGAGUUUUAGGAGGACUUAUUGGUCAGUUACUAGAUCAGGGUGGUCUCCAUGAGGCCAGUCGUGUUUGCCGACAUUUCUCCAUCCACAGUCCAGAUGUGUGGAGGCUGCUGCGCUGCCAUGCUUUGGCAGGUGGGGUUUUAGCACCAGAACCGCAGGAGGAAACCCCAGAAGGAGCAGAAACCAAACCGCUGACACACUCUCCCUCGCUCAGCAGUCUGUCCUCCUUUGUGAUGGUGCCCCUCCCUGAAGAUGCAGUCACCAUCCAGAUCCAGAGGCUGCUGGAUCAGUGUCGCCAUGGAAGCAGCUACUGCAAACAGAUCCUCAGCCUGUACCAGCUCUCUAAGGAGAUGCAGUGCCCUUACAGUCAGCUCAGCAGGGAGGAGCCUCAGUCUGUGCUGCAGAAGCUCCUGCUUCUGGAGCAGCCGGACCGUUUCAGGAUGGCCAAGGCCUUCAUCAGAGCUCAGGGUCUGGGUGCUGAUGCUGUGGCAGAGCUGGUCUCUGAUGCUGUGCUUCAAGGCCUGCUGGCUUCAGCCCAGGACCUGCAGCCUGGAGACAAGCAGAUUUUUAGACCGUCCGAGGGGAAUGAGUCUCUGGUACAGCUGAUCAAACUGUGUGACGAUCCAAACUUGGUGGGACUCAGACUGCUGGAAAACCUCAACACGGUUCCGCUGAGGGAGCUGAACUCCAUCGUGGAGCUGCUGAUUGUGGCUCACAGCUGUUUCAGUCUUACCUGUAACAUGGAGGGGAUCGUGCGUGUUCUCCAAGCUGCUCAUCAUCUAAGCCACACCUACCUGGCCCCAGGAGAACACUACAGCCUGAUGGUGCGUCUACUGACCGGUAUUGGCAGGUACAAUGAGAUGACGUACAUCUUUGACUUGCUCCAUCAGAGCCAUCGCUUUGAGAUGUUACUCAGGAAGAAGGUGGAAACAGAGAGGGGACAGAGCUCUAGUUUGAAGACUGCUCUGCUGGAUUACAUCAAGCGCUGCCUCCCUGCUGAUAGCGAGAAGCACAACAUGGUGGCGCUGUGUUUCAGCAUGAGGAGGGAGAUCGGAGAAAACCAUGAAAUUGCUGCCCGGACUCAGCUGAAGAUGAUUGAAUCUCAGGACUGGGUUGUGACUCCUGAACUGAAGAGUUCGCUGAUGAAGGUGUUGGGUCUGCUAAAGGAUGCUGCAGAAAGUUUCUCAAAGGACUCCUGCGUUCGUCAGGCGAGUCGCUGCAUCAAUCAAGCCAAACUGAUCACUCUUCAGCUCCACUUGUUGAACCAGGGAUCAAACCUUCGCAUCAUCAACCUGAAGCCCACAGAGCUGCACGCUGCCUUCAUGGCUCUGCCCCGAUGUUACCAGGUGAUUGUCGUCUCAGAGGCCUACAGCUACAAUCCAGACUGGGCUGAGAUUUUGUACCAGAAGGUGGUUCUGAAAGGAGACUUUGUUUACCUGGAGGAGCUCAAAGGCCUCCGUCCUCUUACCUCCGCCAUAUUUGAAGACAUUUUCAGAAAGCUGGACAGCUCCCCCAGCGGUGUCUCCUCGAACGUGAAGCGUCUGCUGACUCACUGUGACGAUGUGUACACCCGAUACAGACUGGCCUACCAGCAGAAUCUCUAUGAUGUCACCAAAACGCUGCUGCAAGAUAACAAAACGGCCAGCUACAUGAAUGACAGGCUGAGCAAUAAAGCGUUUAUCUGAGCCAGCA
Molecule: messenger RNA, 7308 nt
Organism: Cyprinodon tularosa
Lineage: Eukaryota; Metazoa; Chordata; Actinopteri; Cyprinodontiformes; Cyprinodontidae
Gene: spg11
Product: SPG11 vesicle trafficking associated, spatacsin
Exons: 40
Coding region: 120-7301 (2393 amino acids)
Biological process (GO): chemical synaptic transmission; synaptic vesicle transport; axon extension
Cellular component (GO): cytoplasm; synapse; axon
Molecular function (GO): protein binding
Source: RefSeq, a predicted model, not a curated record